AUGGGCCUUACAUUCAACUGGAUCAUAGUGCGCUCACUUCUCGCAGAGGGACUAUGCACAGCGCUCUUUGCAUUUGCUGUGUACUCUGUAGUAACAGGUGUAAAUAUAACUCCCUGUGCUGAUGGAGUGGCCAACAUUGCUGUAACCUUAACAAUUGCUUUGUCAAGUGUUGCCAUUAUAUAUUCAUUUAUGGAUGUUACUAUAGCACAUUUUAAUCCUGCAAUUACCCUUGCAGCCAUAGUUACGGGAAAGCUUCCCAUCUGGAUGGGGCUUGCUUACAUAGUCAUGCAGGCAUGCGGUGCCAUGCUCGCAUCAGCUGCCAUGCUGCUCACCAAGCCUGGUGCAUCAUCUAUACUGCUUGGGUAUACGCGGUCAACGAUUGGCGGGUCUGCCAGUAUAGGAAAUGCAAUUCUCACAGAGAUAAUUCUUACUGGUAUUCUUACAUACGUUGCAUUCUCUGUCGCCAUCAAUGUUUUCAAUCCUCCUACACAGGUAAAGAUUGAAGUGCCUGAUGAGGUUGAGGACAAUGACAAACUGCGUGUAAUUACAUCACAGGCCCCAAACAGAUCUGCGUUUGCGCCCAUUGCAAUUGGAUUUACCUUGGGAUUCUUAUCUCUUCUUGGUCUUGGGUCAAGUGGUGGUGUAUUCAAUCCGGCAAUAACUUUGCCUGGAACACUGUUUUCAGGCGUGUGGACUGAUGUAUGGGUCUACUGGGUAGGCCAAUUUGUAGGAGGAAUAGCAGGCGCACUUCUGCAGGUGCUGAUAUUUGCUAAGACUAUAUAA
Nematocida ausubeli is the source of this 783-nucleotide messenger RNA. RefSeq lists its product as uncharacterized. The transcript has a single exon. Bases 1 to 783 code for a protein of 260 amino acids. Gene Ontology annotation, molecular function: water channel activity. Lineage: Eukaryota; Fungi; Microsporidia. Gene Ontology annotation, biological process: water transport; transmembrane transport. Gene Ontology annotation, cellular component: membrane. The record is from RefSeq and is a predicted model, not a curated record.